Messenger RNA from Sinocyclocheilus grahami, 1173 nucleotides. RefSeq names its product microtubule-associated protein, RP/EB family, member 1a (gene mapre1a). The record is from RefSeq and is a predicted model, not a curated record. Gene Ontology annotation, molecular function: microtubule binding. The coding region runs from base 188 to 1012 and encodes 274 amino acids. Lineage: Eukaryota; Metazoa; Chordata; Actinopteri; Cypriniformes; Cyprinidae. The transcript has 8 exons.
UUAGUUAGUAAGCGUCUGCUGUGGUUUCAGGCUUACAGCGCUUUCCCCAGGCCAGCCUGCUGCAGAAGCGGCACUUUACGAACGACACGCCGCUGAGCUGCAGCCCCGUUCACUCACAUCCAGAACCAAAUCAGCUUCAGCGGAAAAGUGUCACCAUCCGCUUCAAAUCAUCGGUUUUGUCCCAGCCAUGGCUGCUGUGAACGUGUACUCGACUUCAGUGACAAGUGAAAACCUCAGCCGCCAUGACAUGCUCACAUGGAUAAACGAGUCUUUACAGAUGAGCCAUGCCAAGAUCGAGCAACUGUGCUCAGGUGCUGCUUACUGUCAAUUCAUGGACAUGCUGUUCCCGUCAUGUAUUCCACUGAAGAAAGUCAAAUUCCAGGCCAAACUUGAGCACGAAUACAUCCAUAACUUCAAACUCCUUCAAGCCAGCUUCAAAAAGAUGGGAGUUAGCAAAAUUAUUCCUGUUGACAAGCUUGUGAAGGGCAAGUUCCAGGAUAACUUUGAGUUUGUGCAAUGGUUUAAGAAGUUCUUCGAUGCAAAUUAUGAUGGGAAAGAAUAUGAUCCGGUGGCAGCUCGACAGGGACAAGAAAUGCCCACCAAUCAGAGUCCAGCAGCAGCUACAGCUAACAAACCAAAGAAACCCAGCUCGGACACGGGCAUCACACCUGCAGUCAAGCCAAUGGCCCCUGUUGCUCCACAGCGUUCAGCCACAACACCUAAAUCUGCACCAAAAACAGCUCCAGCUGCAACGCGAGGCACAGCAACAGGCGGCGGUGAUGAAGAGAAGGGAGCACUCACUCAGAUGAUAAACGACCUGAAGGCCACUAUUGCUGACAUGGAAAAGGAAAGGGAUUUCUACUUUGGCAAACUGAGAAACAUCGAGCUCAUCUGCCAAGAGAAAGAGGGUGAGGGUGAUCCAGAACUGCAAAGGAUUGUGGAUAUCCUGUACGCCACAGAUGAAGGUUUUGUAAAUCCAGAAGAUGAGGUGGGAGAACCAGAGGAGUUUUGACCAAUCCAGGGGUGACUGUUUUUUAAAAAAUGACCCUGCUGGACACACAAAUGUACAUACUGGCUGAUUCCUGCUGUUGUGCUGCACUUGCCUUUGGUCCAUCAUUUUGGACUUUGACUUUUGAAUGUCCUUUUUAUUCAGGGAAGUUCUAUACCUUGAAU